CUCCGACUGAAAUUGCUGGAGGAAUGGCAUCCCUGGCACCUUGUGAAAUCACCUCGUAAUCCGACGAGUCGCGUGGCUCUCGGGCCCCUGUUAAUAAUAUUUUUAUUUUCAUUUCCAUUUUCAUUUUCAUUUUGCCCGGUCUUAUUAUUCUUACGUCCGUGUCCGUAGUGCCAUCUUCCCCCCCGUCAGCCCGGCCAAAGAGAUAAAAUGUCUCAAGUCUCACCUCCCCAGUGACAGACGUUUCCUUUACUCUUUUCCAUCUCAUUAAGUCCAUGUCCUCAACUGUCGGACUUGACAACCCUUUGCAACAGCCUUACUCUGGCCAUGGUCCACCGCGCCGCCGCAGCCCUGGCCGUCGCCUCGUGGGCGGUCGUCGGCGCCUACUCCCUCGGCAGCUUGAUCCAGUCCUUGCCCGCACAGGAUCCUGAGCAGGACCUCUUGCUCCCGGGAACAGACCAUGCUGUCCGGGCAGUGUUCACGGGCGUAUUCGCGAUCGACGAAUUUUUGAGGGGGGUGAUCCAACAUUUCUACCCGAUCGUGGCUGGGCCAUGGCCCGGCCUGUCCCUCUUCGCGGCCAACUUUGCCGGCCAGAUCGUCCCCAUGGUCAGUAUUGUGGUGCUGGAGGGGCUGAGAGUCGGAAACCGCAAUUCCAUAUUGUCCUUCCCUGCCAUUUGGGGAAUUAUUUACCAAGCGCUGUCCGGAGCCGUCAUCCUUCCCAUUUUCCUCGCUCUGAGCCUCUUGAGGUCCCCCCGAGGUGAAAAGGCAGACGACAAGUCCAAAGCGGCGAGUUUCCUCCCCAUGGACCCGGUCGCAGUUUCCACAGUCCCAGCAGCACUCGCUAUAGGCUUCAUCCUGCCCACGCUGCUCAUGGCCCUGCCCUCGCCGAACAUCAUCACUCUCGACCAGCAGCAAAUCUUCAUCGCACUGUGGCAAGCCUUCCCGUUGCUUACCUCGGCCGCCCACGCCGUCCUCACAGCGCUCGCCCGCGCUCCGGGCGGCGGGGCAGCGGCCGACAGCAGCCCCAUGGCGGCGGCCCGGUCAGCGUAUAAGCGCAUCCUCGCCAUCACGGGCGUCACGCAUCUCGGCUCCCUCGCCAUCGCGCUGUGUCCAGGUAUCCCGGCGGCGCUGUUCGGCGUGGACAUGGGCCGGCCGACGCUGAGGGAGAUGUUUGUCCCCGUGUCGGUUUUCUCGCCCUUUACCGUGUCUGGUCUGGUCGAAGCGAGCCAUGCGAUCUUCCAGUACGAUUACAUCGUUAUAUCUUCUGCUGCGCUUCUCUGGGUCACGUUCCUGUCCCGGAAUGUCACGUCGACUGUUGUCAAGUUGCUGGCGAGAACGGUCCUUGUAGGGCCUUUGGGAGCUACACUGUGGGCUGUGUGGGAUAGAGACGAGGAGGCCAUGGCGGAGGCGGAGGCGGAGGCCGUGGGACGGAAGACCCAGUGAUGGUAGGAAAGUAUACCAGGCGAGUGAGGGAGGGGAACGGUGGACGAUCGUGUUAGUAGCUGGUAAUAUAGAGAAGCUACGGAAUAGCUCCAGCUGCGAAACUACCGAGUAAGGUAGAAAGACAGUGACGUGUUGUAUUUUCCGAGACACGGUGGGACUCGUUCAGUGGCUACGGUAUGCCCGGGAUCGAGACUUGCC
This is a messenger RNA of Sodiomyces alkalinus F11, 1638 nucleotides long. RefSeq lists its product as hypothetical. The record is from RefSeq and is a predicted model, not a curated record. The coding region runs from base 325 to 1440 and encodes 371 amino acids. The transcript has 2 exons. Lineage: Eukaryota; Fungi; Ascomycota; Sordariomycetes; Glomerellales; Plectosphaerellaceae.